Zea mays is the source of this 1791-nucleotide messenger RNA. Its product is annotated as Heterogeneous nuclear ribonucleoprotein U-like protein 1. The record is from RefSeq and is marked predicted. Gene Ontology annotation, cellular component: nucleus. The transcript is spliced from 6 exons. Lineage: Eukaryota; Viridiplantae; Streptophyta; Magnoliopsida; Poales; Poaceae. Gene Ontology annotation, molecular function: RNA binding. The coding region runs from base 775 to 1698 and encodes 307 amino acids. Gene Ontology annotation, biological process: alternative mRNA splicing, via spliceosome.
CGCCGCCAUCAACGGUCGUCGCUAUCCCGUCCGUGAUGCUCGCCGCCCCUGCUCCCCCACGCUCUGCCAUCCUCGCCCUCCUCCGCGCACGCGUCGGACGCUCGCCAUGCUCGCCUCCCUCCCCUCCGGCCCUUCCCUCGCGCGGGCUCGGAAAAAAGUCUAGCCCCAAACUCCCCAGCGGGGGGCGAGCCUAGGAGCUGAACCAACCGUACAACAGUUUCUCCCCAAUUCCUCCGCCGUCUGCCCCCUUCGGAAACCCAAUGGCGUCGCCCGACGACGAGACCGCGCAGCCACCAUCGAAGCGGCCCCGACACGAUGCCGAACCUGAGGUGGACGCCGCUGAGCCAUCACCGCGCGUGGUGCUCAACCCAGCGUUCUGCGAUCUCGACUUCGAUGUAGGCGGGGGCGGUCUCCGGGGGAGCGCGCUUCACGAGGGCGGCUUCGCCUACUGCUGGUCCGGCGCGCGCGCGAUGGUGGGCGCCAGGGGCGGCGGGCGGUACUGCAUCGGGUGCAGAAUCGUCGCUGAGCAGCCGGUGGAGAUGGAUCCCACGACCUCCGGGGAGCGCCACCUCUGCCGCAUUGGGGUCUCGAGAGGGGAUGAUCUCGUAGGUGCGCUCGGGGAGUCCCAGCACAGCUUCGGGUUCGGGGGCACGGGGAAGUUCUCCCACCAGCGCAGGCUUAUCAACUACAACGUCAAGUUCGGCGUCGGCGACACGGUCGUCUGCGCCGUGGACCUCGAUUCCAAGCCCAUGGCAUCGAUAGGGUUCGCGAGAAAUGGCGAAUGGCUUGGUAUUGCGAGGCAUUUUGAUGCGGGGUGAGAAAGGGCUUGGUCUGGUUGACACUCCUCUGAGGCCGAUGCGAUGGGGAUCCGCACUGUUUCCCCAUGUCCUGCUGAAGAAUGUUAUCGUGGAGAUGCAGUUCAGUAGGGAGGAUGGGCUGCUGCCUGUUGAUGGUUAUGAACCCUGGGCCUCAGCUUUUUCUCAAAGGAAUUCAGAAUUUGGCCCUUCGUUUGAGCAAAAUAAAUGUGAGGUCAUGAUGAUGGUCGGUCUUCCGGCCACUGGCAAGUCAACAUGGGCAGAGAAAUGGGUCAAGGAGCAUCAGGAGAAACGUUAUAUCCUUCUCGGAACUAACCUUGUAUUGGAGCAAAUGAAGGUGCCAGGAUUAUUGCGUAAGAAUAACUAUGGUGAGCGUUUUGAACGACUGAUGGAUUGUGCUACAUGGAUUUUCAACAAACUGCUGACUAGGGCUGCAAAUACCCCUCGCAACUUCAUUAUCGAUCAAACGAAUGUUUACAAGAAUGCUCGCAUUCGCAAGUUGAGGCCAUUUGCUAACUACCGCAAGACUGAUGUGGUCAUGUUCCCAACUCCAAGUGAACUGAAAUCCAGGGCAGCGAAGCGUUUCAAUGAGAUGGGAAAGGAAAUACCAGCUGAAGCAGUUAACGAAAUGACAGCCAAUUUUGUCCUACCACUCUCGAAGGAUAUGCCUCAUUCGAAGGAGCCUUUUGAUGAGGUAAUCUUCACAGAGCUUUCUAGGGAUGAGGCUCAGAGAACCCUAGAUGAUAUGCAGCGUGUGUUGCCAAGAAAUGUGACCCCAAGCUAUGGAAACUCUGGCAACCAAAAACAUGUAAUGGUGCCUUUAUUGUUAUUUUUGAAACAGUGCCUUGUAUGUUUUAUGUCAUCAUGGAUCAGAUUAGUGUAAAUAUGCAACGCUAUACAACAAUGUUCUGAUGUUCUGGGACUGCUGCUCCACUUGAUCCUGAAGCCACUUUGCAAAUCAAGGUGCACAGUUUUC